Molecule: messenger RNA, 396 nt
Organism: Peronospora belbahrii
Lineage: Eukaryota; Oomycota; Peronosporomycetes; Peronosporales; Peronosporaceae
Source: the annotation of a GenBank genome assembly
AUGAACUCACUACCGUUAGUUCUUCAGCGUAAGAUUUGCUCAUUCGCAGGGGCGCCAAAGCUUAUUCCUCAUGAUAUUAACAUACAUAAUGACUGUAUUUCUGCUUUGAAUUUUGCAAAACGACUGAAUGAACCUUCCACUUACAAUUUGCAGCGUUUGUCGUAUGUAUGUCGUACAUGUCGCAAUAUCGUCGAAGAAUUGUGCAUGGAACAUGAGACCUCUUGCGUUUUGACGCUACAUUUUACUGCAUAUGACAAAGAAGAAGAAAACCAGAUCAUACAAAAACUAGCAACCGAUCAAACGGGCGACAAGUUACUGGACUUGCGAAUUGUCAUUCCCGAAGAAAAACGUGCUCCUUGGUGGGAUCUGAGUGCCCAAUACCAGAUUCCGCUCUGA